Molecule: messenger RNA, 573 nt
Organism: Opisthorchis viverrini
Lineage: Eukaryota; Metazoa; Platyhelminthes; Trematoda; Opisthorchiida; Opisthorchiidae
Exons: 2
Coding region: 148-336 (62 amino acids)
Source: RefSeq, a predicted model, not a curated record
GAACUUCAAUCCUACCCAAGUUGUGUUGUUGACCUACAUGUGUGAUAUGAAAUUCACUCACGUUAUACACCCUAUCAAAGCCAUGUGUCUAUAAAUAUAAUAGGCUAUGGCAUUUCCCAAUUUAUUUUCCAGCUGAUUACGCUAGACAUGUUGCACAUUUUAAUUGCAGGCACAUUAAUAGUUAACGAAGUUUUCGAAGGUGAGAAUAAAACUUAUGUGAGAUUACAUAUCCAGCAAACUCCCUUCGUUGUUUCCGAUGUAAUGAUUGUCCGGAAAAUCCUACUGAAGGAUCUCCAGGGGUAUAUGUCCACGAUGGUUGCAAGGCGGGAUGUUUAGAGUACGGAAGAAGAACGUUCUAGUUUUUUGAACGUCACAUUCGAUCAGUCACCUGAGGUAACCCCAAGUACACGAGAACAAAAAACGGAGAGUUCGGGUGUUGAUAAGGAAGAACCCCAUGGGCCUUCAAUCAACGGAGCAGAUGAUAAAUCAAUUCGGGCUUCAUCCGGCAUGAUUAUGUUCCUCAGUAUUUUCACCGCAUACCAUAGUCUCCCACGAACGCUAGCAGGCGCUUAA